UCCACACAGCAUCCCGUGCAACGAUCUCUAUCGCGCUACAGACUCAGCUUUGUCUAAGUGUGUAGUCGUUACCGUGAGUUUUGGUGUUUUACGAAGACUUCCAUCUCGGAUGUAAAGGAAGGGUAGCAGCUGUAUAUUCGCAGUCGAAAAGCGACAUGACGGUGGUGGUGGUCAGUGUACUACUGAGCCUACUUCCGCUCACCCUGACGUCGCAGACUUGCAACUGGAGGCUGACGGUGGUAGCUCCAGAAGUAGCUGCACCAGCACGACCCACCCCUGUGCUGAUCACUAUCAAACAGUUGGAUGCCCGGUUGAGGGACGCUGCUAAUGUGUCUCUUAGACUCUUUCCGGACACUGGAGUACCCAACAACCGUCCUCUAGUCCAGACCAAUGUGUACAUUCAAGACCACGGGGUCAUUCCUCUGAUGAUUCCCAAGGACGUGACAGGUCAAGUCGUCCUCCAAGCGUCGGUCGAGGGGUCAGAAGAGGUCACCACCUCAUCAGUCAUCAAGGUCGUCGGGGUCGUCAGAGACGUCAUCGUCCGACCGAUGAGCAAGUUCUACAAGCCUGGAGAGACUGUGGAGUUUUGGAUCCUAGCAGUCGAUCACGACCUUUCCCUCACUACAGACUCCAGAGGAAAGGUUUUCAUGGCGGAUCCUCAAGGCACCAAGGUGGCAGUUUGGGAGGAGAUUUCGCUCGAUCAAGGUGUCCAGAAGUUCUUCGUGACACUCUCCUCCACUGCGACUCCAGGUCCCUGGACGCUGGGGGUUGAGGUGGAAGACUCUGUGUUUACUUACUCCCUGAACGUAUCCCUGUCUCGAGGCAGUCAGGAUCCUCUCACACCCGACCUUGUCAUCGCCGAAGAACACUUUGUUGAGUUGAGGUUCGCCUCUGAAAUGCGAAGGAGAUACAAGCCUGGUCUGCCUUUUGUUGGAAAGGUAGAAGCUGUCAGCUCCGAGAAGGCAGUUCGUGUCCGGGUCAAAGUCUUGGACAACCAGACUGCGAUUUACAGCCAAGAUAUAGAGAUGGCUUUGGGAGAAGGAGCGUUUGUAGUUCCCGCCAUCUUGUCAGACAGUGACGUCAUAACUUUACAAGCCGAGCUAGUAUCAGUUGCGGGAAAGGACACUGACAACCACUAUGUCUUGGCUAAGGAACCGAUCCUCAAAUGGAAUUCUUCAUCGUCCUGCUAUCUACUUAUUGAGGGCAUGGAGAGAACUUUAGAGCCAAGCGAUGUGGCCAAAGCAACCAUCUUGUCUUCGUGUCCUUGUGAUCAUGACCUUCAUUACGUCAUCACGACAGAAGGUCACGUGACCUACUGGAGCCAAUCAGAGGCAAGCACUGAGGACCAGAAUCCACCCUCCGUGGCAGUGGACGGUGCUGCCAUCUGUAGGAUGAACUUUAGUUUUACAGUACAGCCAGUGAUGGCUCCUGUAAGUCAUCUGUUGGUCUAUUACGUCACAAGAGCUGGGGAGCCCAUCUCUGACGUCAUUACUUUUGACGUCAAGCUUGUGCAGAAGAAGGCCAGCGUGAACGUAGAGCAUCGACAGCCGUGGUACCCCGGGGACACCAUGGAUGUCGCUGUGGUCACCGAGGUAGGGUCGACCGUCUGUCUAGUUGGAGGCCGAGGUGGCGAGAUACAGGAAAACAAGCAGAUGGAGAGUGUGGACUUCUCUCAGGCUGGGCUGUGGUUGGCUCAACACGACUGUGGCAGAGGUGGGGGAGGAGGGGUGAGACAUUCCUCUCUGAGAGAGCCACGUCGUACAGUCAUGUUACACUCUGGCCUGGAGCAACUGUGGUUGUGGCACUGCUUCAACUAUACCAACUGUGGUUGUGGCACUGCUUCAACUAUACGGGUGAGACAUUCCUCUCUGAGAGAGCCACGUCGUACAGUCAUGUUACACUCUGGCCUGGAGCAACUGUGGUUGUGGCACUGCUUCAACUAUACGACCGAGGUGGAAGCCACAGGGUUGACGGUGCCUGCGCCUCCUCUGCCAGGGAAGUGGACCCUCUUUGCCCUCAUCCUGUCCCCAGCCCCUGGACGUAGACUCCAGUUCUCCCCGCCAGCCAGUCUCUCAGUCUUCCGCCCCGUAGAGGUUGAGUUCCGACUCGCACCUAGCAUCAACGUCGGGGAAAGUCUGGAGGUUGAUGUGAAGAUUGGCAACAACGUAAAUUCUUGUGUUGAUGUAAACGCUCUGCUGUCGCUCAAUGAAGGGGCGCACUUUGCUGGGGUGAACCAGCCCUUCGUGGCAGAGAAGUUACGCCUAGGACCACAAGGCGCAACUUCCUUGGUCAUCAAACUGGUUGCAACUAGUCCCGGCCUCAAGAAAAUGACUGUUGAAGUGUCAGCAUUCAUAAGUGAGACCUGCCAGACGAUCAGUGACUCUUCAGGGGCCCACGGUAACCACUCCUUGGUCAGCACAGUCGUUCGAUCAGCAGAGAUCAUGGUCUACCAUGAGGGUCUGGUGCGUUCCCAUACCGAGAGCGCAUAUUUCUGCGCCAACGAGAAAAUGAUGAUAUCGGAACCGGAGAACUUCAAGUUUGAGUUUGUGCCAGCCCCCCGUAACAGAGAGGGGUUGGUUUUCGAGGUGAGAGCUGCUGGAGGGGUGCAUAUAGCUCUGAGUGAACACCAAGCUACUACAGCCACUUCGUAUCUGCUGGUGAUCGACAAUGACGUCAGCUACAUUGCCAGGGGCAAACAUGGUUAUGGCGUACACCUAGUGAGCGCAGAGACCCACGGGGUUCUGUCCACGGAAGAGUCAAGGACUUUCUGGGUGUCCUGGGAAAGAGGAAGUGUGUCCUGUGGAAGAGGCUUUGUCUUCCACUCCAACACGCUUCUUAAGUGGAAGAUGAACAAGAAGACCAAAGUAGCCUUCGUAGGCUUCACUACAUCCUGGAGGAAGAAGGCCGACUUUAGGAUCUGGAACUACAACGAGGAGGCAGGAUUCUCCCAGGUCCUGCACCUGGAUGUUCCUCACUCUGUUCUACCUGGAUCUGAGAGUGGAACUCUUCUGGUAAAUGGAGGACUUUACCUAGCAGACCUUCCCUCAGCACUGGGGCCUCAGUCAUUGGCAGAGUACAGCAGCCUCGCCACAGCGAUUGCCAGACUGGCUCCACUAGUCCUAGGUAACAUGUCCAGCAAUGCCUCAGACGCUCAGCUGCGAUCGCUGUCCACACAUAUCCAGAAUCUUCUGGUGUUCCGACAAGAGGACGGCUCAUUUGGAGACCACGUCAAUGUUUCUAGUCUUUGGGCGACUUUGCAAAGUCUGGAUAUCCUCUCGAGGGCUCAGUCGUAUUUGGGGAUCGACCCUGAUAUUCUCUCCAAGGUGAAGGACUGGUUGAGAGGAAGACAAGCCAAAGAUGGCAGCCUGAGCCCUUGUCCUUCAGAAACAACUGUUGAUAACGCCAGCGAGCUCAGCCAGAAGAUACAAGCAACUGCGGAAACCCUGACCACUCUUAUCGGAAUUGGAGUAGAAACUGAGGAGGACAGCGAAAUGGUACUGAAAUCCCGUUACUUCUUGGAAAGAAACGUGUACCACGUAAACGAGGGCUGUCCCUUGGCCAUGCUGGCCCAUGCCCUGGUCAUGGCCAACAGUGAGCUGGCCAGAUUGGCCAUGGAGCGGCUAGGCAAUGUAUCCACUAAUGAGGAGGGUGACUUUGGCUGGCCAAGACCUCCUGAAAACACGGACUGGUUGUACGAAGAGGGAGUCGCUCAAACCAGCAAACCAGUUCUUACAGCUUCCGUGACGGACUACAAGGCAUCUCUAUACACUCUCAUGGCCUACACUCUCCGCUCAGAUCUGAAGGCGGCUGAACAGGUGGCGAGAUACCUCUUCUACAGAUCACAUGUUCUGGACAGGCAUCCGGAGCUGAUGCUCACCGCUCUCAAGGCCUUCUACCACUUCGACUCCCUUGCCUCCGACCCCCACCGGAGCCUGACCCUGUCUUUGGCCACGUCAGGUAUGGAACUGACAGACACCAUAGAACUGAGGCCGGACUCCGGUGCCCAGCGGCUUCCACUGCCCUCACUGCCUACCAAGGUGUUCGUCUAUGCCACUGGGGCCGGGUGUGCGACGGUGCAGGGAAGAGUUACUUACGCCACUUACUCUCCCGCAAAGAGCAACGCUGUUCUGGACAUUUCAGCAGUGGUUGAACAGGAGAUACUACCCUCUUUGCAAGAAAUGGAUGGCAAACUCCCAAUACUGGAUAUCAAAACUUGCUUUAGAUGGAAAGGUUCCGAGCCGUCUGGAGUGAUUCGAGGCGAACUUCAUCUCUUCUCUGGGUUUCAACUCACGAGCUUCAAACCCAGCAAAACUCUGGCGAGUUUGAGAUAUGGAGCUGACGGUGACAAAGUCUGGUUCUCACUGUUAGACGUUAACUCCUCCUGUUCAGUCUGCGUUCGUCUGACCAUCCACAGUGACUUCGUAGUGCGUGGUCUAAGACCUGCUCUGGCCCGUGUUUAUCCAGCCACCAGACCAGACCUGGCAGUGGAAACGUUCUUUACUUCUCCUUUACUCACAGACUCUGAUGAAGACUACAUCACUUGGUUUAACUCUCAUUCUGGUUCUCAAGAGGAUCAGCUUGUAGAAGUGAGAGAGUGCGAACAGAAUGAAGAAGAUAGCUUCAUGUCAAACCUCGCCCUGGCUACAGUCAACCCUGAAGUGUACAAUGAUGAUCUCACAUUAACUGAUGUAAUCAUCCUGAGCGAUCUAAAUUCUGAUGCAAAUACAACGUCUUCUCCAGAAGACACUCAACCUGUGACAGAAGAAGUCUUGAUGUUGUCUUCAGAAACAACCAAGUCUGAGAGAAAAAGUGACCCCAGCGAAACAAGUGAUAUUGUAGCUAUCAAGGAUGCGGAAGUGACUAUGGAGCUUGAGGUAACUAACACACCUGAGGUAACAAACAAAGCUGAAGCAACAAACAAAGCUGAAGUAACAAACAAAGCUAAAGUAUUAAACAUAGCUGAAGUUACAAAUAAAGUUGAGGUAACAAAUGAGACUGAGGUAACCCAAGGGACGCCUUCUGCAAUUGAGACUAUCAAAGAAUCCCCCACUUCCCAGCCACAAGAGGAAAAUACCACUACAACACCACUUGUCACUGAACGUCCACUAAAAGCGCAACCUCAGCCAAUUGUCAACCUCAAAGUUUUGCAGAAAGGAAAACAGAGCGAGAAGAAAGAAAUAAUAAAGAAAACAAAACUAUCAAGUAUGAAGAAAUCUAUGACAAAAUCAGUCCAAAAAGGUUAUGAAAAAGCGGAUGACCUACUCACCAAAGAAAUCAUAUACGUUGUUCGUGAAGAUGUAAGUAAUUUCACUUCUUCUGUGCCAAAGAAAGGACCAAAGCCAAUACUUGACAAGGGUGAAAUCGUCAUACAAGACCCUAACCAAACGAUGCCUGAGGAAGAGAUCAACGUCACUCACAGCCCCGUGGAAGUUAAGAAGGUGAACCACGUGACAGGACAAGUUAGGGAACCUGCGUUGCUCCAGGACUCUGUGACAGGACCAUCACAUCCUGGAAUAGCAGUGCAGGAGUCAGCUACUGUAGCCAAGGCUGUUGGAGACCGAGUCCUGGUCCUAGAUAAGAAUGCACUCUGGGGCAUGCUCAGGGAAGGUUCGAAGCCUUCUGAAGAUUUAAAAAAGGGAGGUUGAAGAGAUGUUUUGUAAGUCUAGUCGAAACUGGGUAUAUUCUUGUCUCGAGCACCCCUCGUGGCUUAUUAAAACAUUAACGUCAACAAGCAUUUCAGCUCGCAAAGAUUUCGUUAUAUAUAUUCUUAUGUCCGCUCGAAUUCUUGUACAUGUAAUUUUAUUUUUCCAAUCGAACACUGUAAAAUAAACUAUUGGCAAUUUUGUUUAAUAAUUGUAAAUAAUAUUGAUUGUGAAACAAAAAAGAUACACGAGACAAGAAUGUUUCCCAUUACCGAUUUACUUGCAUGUGGUUUGAGUGAUCAGCGAAAGUCUUCGUCGGACUGAACUUUGGUUUGGACAACAUAACGACUUUUAUAAAUCCACAAAUGUCGCUAAAGAUAGAUUAAUGGUGUAAGGUUAAGAUGGCUUUUGGCUAUUCUCAAGUUAGAUUAAGGAAGUGCUCAAUGCUUUGCUAGACAAUUCUGAAUUUUUACAUAUUAGAAACGAUUAAGGUUGUGUUGAAUUCACUAGAAGCUCGUCAAUAUAGUAACUGGUCAAUUCGCUUGGUGUUCUUUUUCAAGCAAAUGUAAAAAUAAAUAUUCAUAGACUAUAAAUGAUCAAUUCUUUAGUUCAUUCGUAGUCAGAAGCAUCAACAAAUAUAACGAAUAAAUAUUCGAAAACAUCUUUAGUAAUAUUUAGAUUGAAAAAUAAUUUAAAAAAUCUAUGACAAAUUCACCAAGACGAGUUUCUAGUGAACUAAUCAUAGACUAGUAAGGUUGUCGUGAUUAAGGUGUUUGUGUUGAAAUAAUUUUCUAGAUACAUCUAAAUGAUGCUCUUUCUGUUUCGUUUUACGAUUUUUGUAAAGCUAUUAGUAAGGUGUUCUUCUUCAAAUUACUCUAUACAUCAUCAGUGAACCCAAGGAAACAUUCUGCUUUCAAUAAUGUUUUGCACGAUCUUAGUGCGUUAUAGAGGUCAAAUUUUCUAUCAAAAAGGGAUAUCAACAUCCAAAUAAUGUUGAUGUUAUAUUCACAAAGCCCACGAGCUCUGUAUAACUUUAAAUUACACUAAUUUACCAUUCAUUGCCUUAAAUUUGCUCAAAAAUUAUUUCCACUGUACUAAUAGCUGUACAAUAUGUCAUCGACUAAAGUUUUACUAUAUAGCCACUGUACGCUACUGUUCAUAUAUACACCAAUAUUUUUUUAACAUUUGCACAAACGAUGUAUUUACUAUGAGAAAUCACACCUACACACACAAAACCGUCCAUUUUCAGCUACUCUUCAUUGUUUCGUCACGUUUGCUAUUAAGUGUACAUUGCUCUGUAAUAAAUAACUCAAAUAAAACCUAAACCCCUUUAAGGGAAGCGUUAUUGCUAAUAUAAAAUAUUUUACUAGGUACAUUUAGAAAUGUAUAGUUAAGUUGUGUAAUCAAAGAGGCAUAUGUUGUCAAAAUAUUUAUACAUACUGUAUGUUCUGGUUUCACAUGUUAACUUGCGUUUUUACGUCAACAGAAGGAAAUGAAGUCACACAAAGGACUGAAGAUGUUACCUGAACAAAUACAUUUUGCAAAGAAUUUCAAUUAACCUUAAAUUAUUAUUAGCUUGAAUUCACAACCGUCUUCAGACUGGCAUUAUUCUGUGAUUCAAAUGCAUGAGUAAACAAUUAUUCCUUGCUUCUUAAAGUAUCUUCUCAAUACUAACUGUAUUUAGAAUUAUUUAGACUAACAUGAAUAUAAAAAUAUAUUUUUAAAUUGUUUGAAUCAUUUUACACAAUCACAACGACAAUCUUAUUUAAUACUCAUUAUUUGGCAAUCAUAUUUAUUUUAGUUCGAGUCUACAAGCUUUAAUCUUAUAAUUUUCGAAAAUGUGAUAUAAAAAAUAUAAGAAGCAAUAAUAUAGAAUUUAGAUCGAUUAUGUAAUUUAUGUUGAACAUUCUGUUCCAUAAAUAUAUUUUGAAUACAAUUAUCAAAAACAUAAUUCGAUCCAUCGACAGAAAAGAAGCGAACAUCGAUACAUACCAUGUCAACAGUGAAGUAUACUUAGUCUUUAACCCUGCAUAAAAUAUAUAUGUACAUAAAGUUUAAUAGGUAUCAGUGUUACAUCUUGCAAUACGGUAGUAAGUUAGUCCGCUAUAGACAGUUAGAGACAGAUCUAGUCCCCUGUGGUUGUAUUGUUUAUUGUUUAUUGUGUUGUUUAUCACUAUGUUUUAUUGACGUGUUUUAACUCCACUGAGCGCCAAUGGUGUUAAUAAAUCAAUGUAUAUAGUUAAUAAAUCAUCGUUACUAACAUA
Molecule: messenger RNA, 7906 nt
Organism: Macrosteles quadrilineatus (aster leafhopper)
Lineage: Eukaryota; Metazoa; Arthropoda; Insecta; Hemiptera; Cicadellidae
Product: C3 and PZP-like alpha-2-macroglobulin domain-containing protein 8
Exons: 30
Coding region: 156-5645 (1829 amino acids)
Cellular component (GO): extracellular region
Molecular function (GO): endopeptidase inhibitor activity
Source: RefSeq, a predicted model, not a curated record